Messenger RNA from Necator americanus (New World hookworm), 261 nucleotides. RefSeq lists its product as uncharacterized. The record is from RefSeq and is a predicted model, not a curated record. Lineage: Eukaryota; Metazoa; Nematoda; Chromadorea; Rhabditida; Ancylostomatidae. Bases 1 to 261 code for a protein of 86 amino acids. The transcript is spliced from 2 exons.
AUGAAGCUGUUGUUGAAGAUCAAACAGGAUGGGCUCGGAUAUGUUAAAGGACGACACACCGUUGCGAAGAUGCGGAUAGCCGCCCGCUGUUCAAGUCAACGCGUCAAAACGGACGCUACGGCGCUCCGUUGCGCAUCGUUGGACAUCCAAAUGAACCAUCGUGGACUCAGCAAUGGAGGUCGUACAAGGUUGGAGGAAGAGAUCCUGGAAAAUUACAUCGUUCUUCUUGAAAGCAUUCAUAGCUGCUGGGGUGGUGAAUAA